CUAUCGUACUAUGUAGUACGGCAGACUAGUGCAACUCCACUGAGGAUGUAUAGCGCUUUUUACUAUAUUUAGUACACACUAUUUAGUAGAGUAGUAUGAUGUUUCCUAUGCAGCCAUGAUGGUACAUGCUCGUAUACCUGAACACUUCACUGCGUAAAUGCAGCUUACUGACAGAAUUCUCAUCACACCUUUACUAUAACCAUGAAACUGAAAGAACUGGAGAGUUGCCUUCAGCAAGUGGAUGGGUUCGAGGAACCAAAGAUCCUCCUUGAACAGUAUCCCACCAGCCCACAUAUAGCAGGUUGCAUGCUCUACACCAUCCACAACACAUUCGAUGACAUUGAGAAUAAACUGGUUGCUGAUCUGGGUUGUGGAUGUGGAGUGCUCAGUAUAGGAGCUGCUGUCUUGGAUGCUGGACUGUGUGUAGGAUUUGACAUUGACAGUGAUGCGCUAGACAUCUUCAAACAAAAUGUGGAGGAAUUUGAACUGCCUAACAUUGACAUGGUCCAGUGUGACAUCUGCUCUAUUGGAUCGUUAUACACAAAGAAAUUUGACACAGUGAUCAUGAAUCCUCCGUUUGGCACAAAACACAAUCAGGGUAUAGAUAUGCAGUUCCUGAAGACAGCCAUUUCUAUGUCAAGUGGAGCAGUUUAUUCUCUUCAUAAAACUUCUACACGAGAUCACAUACAGAAGAAAGCGAGUGACUGGAAAGUGAAAAUGGAAGUAAUCGCAGAACUUCGGUAUGAUCUACCAGCAUCGUAUAAGUUUCACAAAAAGAAAUCAGUUGAUAUCCAGGUGGACUUCAUUCGAUUUACCCCUACGUGAAACUUGAUCUGAAAUCUUCAUUUUUUUUUUUUUAUACAACUUUAUCUUAAUAUAAGAACCAUUCUUUGAAGUUCCUCUGAUUUCCCUCUAGAUGGCAGUGAUGGAUUUGACUUUGCAGCUCUGGUACUUAAAAAGGAUUUUUAUUUUUUUUUUUUGAAUGUACAAUAAUGAUAAGAACAAUGGCAAUUUUAUAUAAAAUUACAUACUAACACAUAUAAAUGCACUACGUAUGAAUUUGAUAUGAGCAUAGUAAAAUAAAUGUGUGUAAAAUC
Messenger RNA from Pangasianodon hypophthalmus (striped catfish), 1097 nucleotides. It is a transcript of the gene mettl5, whose product is annotated as methyltransferase 5, N6-adenosine. Lineage: Eukaryota; Metazoa; Chordata; Actinopteri; Siluriformes; Pangasiidae. Gene Ontology annotation, biological process: rRNA methylation. Gene Ontology annotation, molecular function: rRNA (adenine-N6-)-methyltransferase activity; nucleic acid binding. The record is from RefSeq and is a predicted model, not a curated record. The coding region runs from base 202 to 825 and encodes 207 amino acids. The transcript has 8 exons.